GAGCGCGAGCUUCGUUCCUAUGACAACCGCGCCAGGUCCACGCGCGGACGGCGGGUGGCAAGGGUCAAAACAGAUUCUCAAAGUUGAAGCCCUAGAACAGUUCAGCCCGCGCCUUUGGUGCGCCGGGCCUUUAAGUAUCACGUGACUGCCCUCCGGCUCGUCCCUCCUCUUUCCCUUCCCCAGGCCCCGGCGAGUGCUGGUGUGGACCGGAGGGUCUCGGCCCCGCGGAGUAACUGGAGCACGGACGCUGCAGCCGGUGAGGACGGUUCCCUUUCCAGCUCUGGAAAGGAAGAGAAAUGGAAGUGAAAAAGUUGAGCAUUUCCUGGCAGUUCUUGAUAGUUCUGGUUCUGAUCCUGCAAAUUCUGUCUGCGUUGGAUUUUGACCCAUACAGAGUCCUAGGGGUCAGCCGAACAGCCAGUCAGGCUGAUAUUAAAAAGGCUUAUAAGAAGCUCGCCCGGGAAUGGCAUCCUGACAAAAACAAAGAUCCUGGAGCAGAAGACAAGUUCAUUCAAAUCAGCAAGGCUUACGAGAUUCUUUCCAAUGAAGAAAAGAGAUCACAUUAUGACCACUAUGGAGAUGCCGGGGAGAACCAAGGCCAACAGAAGCAGCAGCGAGAGUAUCGCUUCCGCCAUUUCCAUGAGAAUUUUUAUUUUGAUGAACCGUUUUUUCACUUCCCUUUUAAUUCUGAACGGCGAGACUCAAUUGAUGAAAAGUAUUUAUUGCACUUUUCACAUUAUGUGAAUGAAGUGGUUCCAGAUAGCUUCAAGAAACCCUACCUCAUUAAGAUCACCUCAGAUUGGUGCUUUAGCUGUAUCCAUAUUGAGCCUGUUUGGAAGGAAGUAGUUCAAGAACUGGAAGGGUUGGGCGUAGGAAUCGGCGUGGUCCACGCUGGCUACGAGAGACGCCUGGCCCAUCACCUGGGAGCACAUAGCACACCAGCUAUCCUAGGAAUCAUAAAUGGGAAAAUCUCCUUCUUCCAUAAUGCAGUUGUCCGUGAGAACCUGCGACAGUUUGUAGAGAGUCUUCUUCCAGGGAACCUGGUGGAGAAGGUUACAAAUAAAAAUUAUGUCAGAUUCCUCUCUGGCUGGCAGCAAGAGAAUAAACCGCAUGUCCUUCUGUUUGACCAAACGCCCGUUGUACCACUGCUCUACAAGUUGACUGCUUUCGCAUAUAAAGAUUAUUUGUCAUUUGGAUACGUGUAUGUCGGUUUGAGAGGGGCGGAAGAGAUGAUGAGGCAAUACAAUGUCAAUGUCUAUGCCCCCACCAUCCUGAUAUUUAAAGAACACAUACACAAGCCUGCAGAUGUUAUCCAGAUUUUUGAAGGAAAAAUACUCAGUAGAGUUGAGACUACAGAGAAACAGGGACUUCUCUUUCUUGCCUUGCUGGAAGAAGCCUCAAAAGUUUUCAGAAAAGCGAUUGGGUGAUAAAACAUCAACUGCCUAGCAGAAGAGCACUCCUGAGUACCUACUGUGUGCCAAACAGGGCUUUCUGU
Messenger RNA from Physeter macrocephalus (sperm whale), 1492 nucleotides. RefSeq names its product dnaJ homolog subfamily C member 16-like. The coding region runs from base 297 to 1424 and encodes 375 amino acids. NCBI's taxonomy places the organism in Eukaryota, Metazoa, Chordata, Mammalia, Artiodactyla, Physeteridae. The record is from RefSeq and is a predicted model, not a curated record. The transcript is spliced from 8 exons.